Molecule: messenger RNA, 7063 nt
Organism: Cyclopterus lumpus (lumpfish)
Lineage: Eukaryota; Metazoa; Chordata; Actinopteri; Perciformes; Cyclopteridae
Gene: cacna2d2a
Product: calcium channel, voltage-dependent, alpha 2/delta subunit 2a
Exons: 38
Coding region: 1-3324 (1107 amino acids)
Cellular component (GO): voltage-gated calcium channel complex
Molecular function (GO): voltage-gated calcium channel activity
Source: RefSeq, a predicted model, not a curated record
AUGGCGAUCUGCGCGCCAUCGUACGGUAUUUUCUGCCUCUUCUCCAUCCAAACUGUACUUAUCAUAUGCGUCUCCACGCCGACGGACGGGACCCACCUCUUCCCCCAGCACUACACAAUGAUUCACUGGGCAGGACGCAUCGAGAAGGAGCUGGAAAAGGUUCUGCAGCACGUCACCGGAACUCAGCAGAUGAGAUCGAUUUAUAAUGAGAAGAAGAGCCAGUUUGAAAUCAAGAGAAACAACCCCAAGGACUUGGUGGAUAGAGUGGCCCGGGACAUCGCCAAGCUGCUCAACAGUAAGAGGAAAGCCCUGGAGAAACUGGCCAGAGAGGCGGAGCAGCUUCAGAAGGAACAUGUAUGGCAAGACGGUGUGACGGAGAAUGCCAUUUCAUACUACGAUUCCAAAGCGGAUUCAGAUUAUACAGAGGAUGGAGAAGAGGAGAACCCGCUGGAGAGCGCAACGUCUUUGGAGCUGGAGUUUGUGGACGAUCCCAAUUUUAAAAACAAGGUCAACUACUCUUCCAGUGCAGUUCAGAUUCCUACAGACAUAUACAAAGGCUCCCCCGUCAUACUAAACGAGUUGAACUGGACCCAGGCACUGGAGAGGGUCUUCAUUGAAAACCGCAAGGAGGACAGCUCUCUUCGCUGGCAGGUGUUUGGCAGUGCCACAGGAGUGACUCGAUAUUACCCAGCAACUCCAUGGAAGGCUCCCAAAAAGAUUGACCUGUACGACGUCCGCAGAAGACCUUGGUAUAUCCAGGGUGCAUCAUCUCCAAAGGACAUGGUCAUCAUUGUGGAUGUGAGUGGAAGUGUUAGUGGACUCACUCUGAAACUGAUGAAAACCUCUGUAGAGAAGAUGCUGGACACUCUGUCAGAUGACGACUAUGUGAAUGUGGCCAGGUUCAAUGAGAAGGCCGAUGCUGUCUAUGCGUGCUUCAGGACUUUGGUCCAAGCCAACGCUCGGAACAAGAAGAUCUUCAAAGAGGCCGUCGGGGAUAUGCAAGCCAAAGGAACCACAGAUUAUAAGUCUGGCUUCACAUUUGCCUUUGAACAGCUUCUCAAUGAGAGCAGCGCCCCGAGGGCCAACUGCAAUAAGAUGAUAAUGAUGUUUACAGAUGGCGGGGAGGAUCGUGCACAGGAAAUCUUUGAGAAGUACAACUGGCCCAACAAAACGGUCCGUGUCUUCACCUUCUCUGUUGGCCAGCAUAAUUAUGAUGUCACCCCUUUGCAGUGGAUAGCUUGUGCCAAUAAAGGUUACUACUUUGAAAUUCCAUCAAUUGGCGCCAUCAGAAUCAACACCCAGGAGUACUUGGAUGUCCUGGGUCGUCCCAUGGUGCUGGCUGGGAAUAAAGCAAAGCAGGUGCAGUGGACAAACGUCUACCAUGAUGCUCUGGGUUUGGGCCUUGUCAUCACUGGAACGAUGCCGGUCUUCAACCUCACUGCUGAUACUACAAGCUCUCAGAACCAGCUCAUCCUCGGAGUCAUGGGAGUAGACAUUGCAAUCAACGAAAUCAAAAGGAAGACACCUACAUACAGACUUGGAGCCAAUGGCUACACCUUUGCCAUCGACCCGAAUGGCUACGUACUGCUGCAUCCCAACCUACAACCCAAAAUCAAUAACUUCAGGGAGUCCGUCACUCUGGACUUUCUGGAUGCUGAGUUGGAGGACAGUAAUAAGGAGGAGAUCCGUCGACAGAUGAUUGAUGGAAAACCAGGGCAAAAGAAAAUCAAGACGCUCAUUAAGUCAGUUGAUGAGAGGUACAUUGACGAGGCCAUGCGUACAUACACAUGGACGCCUGUGGAUGGCACAGAUUACAGUCUAGGGUUGGUACUGCCCACAUAUAGCGAGAACCACAUCAAGGCCAACCUUAGUGACCAGAUCCUUCAGGUGCAGUAUUUUGAAUCACUGCUGCCAAACAGUUUUGAGUCAGAAGGACAUGUAUUCAUUGCUCCCAGGGAAUACUGCAAUGAUCUGGAACUGUCCAACAACAACACUGAGUUCCUGCUCAACUUCAUUGCUCUCAUGGAGAAGGUGACACCGGAUUCCAAACAAUGUGACAAUUUGCUCCUUCAUAACCUGAUUCUGGACACUGGCAUCAUCAGGCAGCUAGUCGAGAAAGUGUGGAAGAAUAAAGACUUGAAUACAUAUGGCUUUCUGGCCGUGUUUGCUGCAUCAGAUGGAGGUGUAACGCGAGUGUUUCCCAACAAGGCUGCAGAAACCUGGGAGGAGAACCCUGAGCCGUUUAAUGCCAGCUAUUACCGCCGCAGUCUGGACAACAAGGGCUACAUCUUCAGAGCACCUUAUCCAACAGCCCGGGACAGGCUGCUGACCCCAGAGAACGACACCAUCGGGAUCCUGGUGAGCACGGCUGUGGAGAUCACAGUUGGAGGGAAGACCAUCAAACCUGCAGUGGUCGGUGUGAAACUAGACCUUGAAGCCUGGACGGAUAAGUUUAAGAUUCUUGCAAGCAACCAUACAGACAACCAUCAGGGCUCGAAUACGUGUGGACCAAACAGGGGCUGUGAAAUGGAUUGUGAAGCCAACAGUGAGGAUCUCCUGUGUUAUUUAGUAGAUGAUGGUGGAUUCCUCAUCAUGUCUAAUCAGAAGGAUGACUGGAACAAGGUGGGCAUGUUCUUCAGUGACGUUGAUCACUACUUGAUGUACGCGCUCUACAAUAAUUCCUUCUACAACCGCAAGCGGUCAUUUGACUACCAGUCUGUGUGUGAACGGAUACCCAACAGUGAAGCUGGAGCUGCACCCAGAGCAGUGUUUGUGCCCACAAUUGCAGAUUUUGUGAACGUGGCUUGGUGGACAUCAGCAGCUGCAUGGUCUUUGGUCCAACAGUUUAUAUAUGGAUUGGCUUAUCACAGCUGGUUCGUCACAGAUGAGGUGAAUGCAGAAGGAAGCGACUCCAAAGAGCGGAGUUGUGUAAUGAUCCAGACCCAGUACUACUUAAGUAAUCUCAGCAGCUCCUACAACAUCCUGCAAGACUGUGGCAACUGCUCCAGGCUGAUUCAUGCCAAGAAGAUAAACAACACCAACUUGCUGUUUGUGGUGGCAGAGAAGAUGCCAUGCAACACCUGCGAGAUAAAGAAGCUGUCCCAGGAGGAGGAGGAGUUCAAGGAGGAAAUUCCAUGUGAAGAAGUGACUAUGGCGCGCUAUCGGAAAGGACCUUCCACCUGCUUUGACAACAAUCUCUCUGAGAACACAUCCGACUGUGGACGGGGACACUCCUUCCGUCCAUCCCUCUACACCUUACUGCUCAUUCAGCUGCUUCUGCUUUAUCCAGCCGUCAGCCCCCACUGUCACUCUCUACUACAUUAAUUCAACUUUCCUCCACUAAUCCUCCUUUUAGCCUUCCUGACCUAAAUCCCUCCGACCCCACCACCCACAUACAUGCCCCUAUGCCAUCAUGAUAUAGUCAUAGGUAAUAAUGGGACUUCUCUUUAUGGCACAUUGGAAGCCCUGAGUGCCGCGCUACCCAGCUCGCUUCAGUUUGUGUCGCUUAGUGACAACUGCCGGACAUUUGCGUCUUCAGCCAGUUAACCUUCAUCUGCAAGAGGAGUAGGUGGUGCUGGACCACCUGGAUAAUCAGAGGAUGUCAGAAAAGAGAAAACAACCCCACCCCCCUUAAUGACCCCACCACCACCAUCCGCGGAAGGGAGGGGAAAGAGGACAGGCCGAUGUCCUCGCCUCAGACCUCCCGCCUCAUACAGACUGGAGAGUUGAUGUUGUCUGUCUGCCUUUGGUCAGACAGACACUGGAACUUCUCCCUCUUCUUCUCUCCUCCAUCUCAGAGUCUCACCGCUCUGUCAUUCGCCUCUGGGACGAGGCUGCGGACCAUUCAGCCAGUUAUAGCUACCAUAAAAGAAAAUAACAGAAAAAAAAGAGUUGUCAAGUAUACAAAACGUCAAGUAUAAUCGCUGAAGUGAUGAGUAUUCCAGACAAACAGUAUAUGUAGGUUUAAUUUGAAGAGGAAGUUGUCAGUUGUUUAUCUAAAAAUACAUAAAUUAAUGUAUGCACUAUAUCUACUUGCCAAAAUGAGAUAGACUUUCAUGUGGUUUUAUUUUGUAGAGCCAAAACAUAAGGAGGAAAUGGCUUCUGAUUUAGAUCUAGGAUAAUCCAUGAGAGGACGAGGAGACACUCAGAAACUGAAUGCAGAUUCAUUUUGUGCAGUGCCUAAUUACAGAUUAAAGUUUUUAAAAGACGUCUACUGGGGAUUAUGGUAAUGACACGAUGAUAAUCGCAUUUCUUGAAGUAUUUUUUCUCAUAUUUACAAUUUAAGGCUAGUGCUAUCUAGCUUACACACUAAUGACAGCUGUAAAAUAUGAAUCAGUAUUCGGUGACUGCCGAUUCGGAGCAUCGUUGAUCUGUAUUAUUCUCAAUUGACCUUUCUGACCUCUGGUUUUAGACUGAUGUUUGAAAAAAUAAAUAAGAAAUCCCUGUGCUCUCUGACAGGAAAGCUCAGCUCUGCCAAUCCUCAUGAGGCUUCUCCAGUAACCUCUACUAACGCUCCUGAUCACGAUUUGUAUAUGUGCUUCACUUCUGGUCAUACAACAGACUCACCAGGAUCUCUGCCUCAUGGCUGUAUCGUCGUAGUACUGGAUGGGCUUUUUCUUUUCUUUGGGGGCUUCUAUUACCUUUGACUGAUGCUGUUCAAACUUCAAAACCAUUCGCUGCUGGGGGAUUGGGGCUUAUCAACAUUUCCAACAAAAGUGCACAAGAGGCAACUAAAUAUGGUGAUCACGUAUAGUAGUAGUCUGGUUGUAAUCCGUCGCCGUUAAUCAUUUGAUCAUUACGAUGUUUAGGAGCCGCUCUGUUUCAUAGUGCCUUGAUGCACUUUGUUUUGGACCACAUUGGCUGUAUAAGAGUAGAGCUACUGUAUAGUACCUUUAUAAAGCAGCCACCUUUGAAGAGCUUGUGAGACUGAAUCUGUCAGCUAUAAAAAUAGCUUUACUCUGAGCCAUCGGACUGGCCGGCUCUCGCUUAAUGUAUUUGCCCUCUCGACUGUGGUUGCUCCAGAGCCACCUGGCUGUCAUCCUAUGGAGUUACUAUACCGUUCCUUUACAAAGCCAUGUAUAGAGCUAUGAUACACUAUCCGUAUACAGCGACUUAACUGGCCAUAGAGCGUAUUUAGGGCCACCUGACUGCUAUAGUUCUGCCUGAAUCGUAUGUGUUUGUGUUUGGAUGUGUGCGCGUGUGUUAGUUUGCGUUGAAAACCCUUGAAGGGAAUGUCUUUAAAAUGAGAAGUGGAGUGUAUGAGGGACAACAGUUGUGGUAGCAUAGCUGUAUUUCCUGUUCCUGUGUUGCAACGGACAAAACCCAGCGUUGUUGUGGAGGAGAAAAAAAAGGGAUUUUACUGAAACAAACAGAAUCCAUCUUUGACCAUCAGUCUGCCUAAAUGUUAAUCUACUAGAGCAGAGGUGUCCAAAAGAAUGUGUAGUUCAUCCGUGUUUUCUGCUUCAAAUGCAACAUAGUUAAAGCCUCUCUAAAUGCCUUAGUGUUACACAGUACGGAGCUCUGAUAUGUUUCCCUCCCUCAUGUUCACUCACGCACACACAAAAUGAUCCUCCAAAAUAUUCACUCCCUGGGUUUUCUUGGUGUUCUGCAGUAAGUAUAGUGAGCUCUAAUUUUGUAUUUUUGCGUCUUGAAAUGGUUCGUUAUUGAUUGAUGCCUGAUUGAUGUUUUGAUUAACUGCUUGAAAGCCAAGUGGGAGUUUUAAAUUUCAAAAAGCAUCCGACCUUCAAUGUUCACACCCACCCAAACCUCACUUUAUUGCUCCGGAGGGAUGACUCGUGCUACAAUUUGAUCCUUAACUACUCACUCUGUACAGUUGUUGGUACUAUUUGAUGUGACAAACAUGCUGGCACAGUAACUGCAGUGCGGCUCCGAACAAAUCGGACUCAGAGAAACAAAAGACGGCGAAAAUUUAAAAAAUGUGUAUUUCCAAUUUGGCUCCUUUCACUUCCCUAUCUAUCAUCUGAUGCCGGAUGCAGUUUUACUUUUCUGGCAUUUGUUUGUCUCUGUCCUGUGCCAUUUAAUUCUGUCUGUAUUUCCCCAUUUCCACUGUCUGUAAAUGAGUGCUACACGUGCCUGUGGAAAUGUACCCCCUGCAACUUCCUCUCUUUACCUGGUUCUGUACGCUUACAGUCCUCACACACAAACUAAGUAUGUAGGCCUACAGUUUUUUUGCACCGCGACAUUAUGCACAACACACACCUAUAAGCGAACAUGUAAUGACACUUAUUGCCCAGCUGGGAGAUGUCAAUCACUAGGCAGAAGUAAGCCACGGAUGUCACCUCCCAGGUGUUUUUUUGGUGAGCGGGUGAAUGUCAGAGGCGAGCUCAGGGAGUGGGUCUCCACAGAGCAGCACGGUCGAACAGCAGGUAAUGGAGGAAUCAUGUCGUGACGUCUGUGUGUGCAUCCGACAGAAAAAAGUCUUCUGAAGCGGCCACAUGUCUGAUUUCUGUGGUUUGACAAAUUUACUUUUGCCAACAAAAAAAAAUCCAAAAAAAAUUGAGAAUUGGACCAGCUUGGGAAUGAUGAGAGGGAGGGGUCAGCUUUAGGACAGGACCCGGAAAUAAGUAUGGGUUGGUUUUCAGAAAGCCUCUUGCCCCCUCUCGACCCUCGCUGCAUCUGUGUUGGUGCGUCUCUGUGGGAAAGAUAUGUGCGUAUGUGAUUCUGUAGUCUGUAGUCUGGUGCUAUGUGACCAUGUUUGACAAGUGUGUUUAAAAAUAACAGCAACAUUUAGAGAAACAAAAAAAAAAAGAGUAAAAUCAGUCAAAUUGUAAGUGAAGUUAUAAAAAAUAUAGGAAUACAGCACUGUUGAUAAGUUUGAGAUCUGAAGUCAAAAUGUUUUACAUUUAUUUUAUUUUAUUUUUUCUUGUACGUCUGUGAGUGUGAAUGUUUGUGUGCUUGGAAGAUUUAGCUCCUUCUUUUCUGGACACUGGUCCAUGUCGCUCCAUUCUUUUGUACAGAUGAAGCUAAAAAAAAAGGAAAAAAAGAGAGCAAAAUUUGUAAAAUAUUGUGUCUGUGACUCCUUGUAAAAUAUUUUCAAAUUGUU